GUGUGUGUGUGUGGGGUGGGAGGUCAGGCUGGAGCGGCCUGUGAGGGAGACGCGGGAGUCGAGCUCGGGCCGUUGCUGUUGCUCGGGGAGGAGAGGAGGAGAGGAGGAGGAGGCGGCGGCUUGACUUGGGGCUGGUGCCCCGGUUGGCCGGUUUAGCUGCCUGUGGCUUGAAAACUGAAAAUGAAUUCCGGCAGAAGGAGAGGAAGACCAAAUCAAGGAGGAGGAAAGUUCAAAAAGCAUGGUGGAGCGAGCCAUAGUGGGAAAGCUUCGAGCAAAUUGUGGGAUGAAGAUGAUUUCUGUUUCGACACGACACCACUUGUCCUUAAACGCUCUCGGGGUGCGGGUAGAGGAGGAUCGAGAGGAGGAUCAAGAGGAGGAUCGAGAGGAGGAUCGAGAGGAGGUUCUAGAGGAGGAUCUAGAGGAGGAUCUGGAGGAUCUAGAGGUGGAACCAGAGGCAGAGGUGCAACUACAAGUAGAGCUGAUCCUCCAAGUAGGCAAUUCCUACCAAAAGAAUUCAAGGAGCCAGGAGAAUUCAAUCUGUUCGCUAAUGCAACUAUGCCACAAAGAUCAAGUUUGGAUGGUCAAAGCGGAAGCAAGUUCAAAUCCAGAUCUGAAAGCCGAGUGCCUUUGCAGACUCUACACAUGACCACUGAGAACCAGAAGAAGGUCCGGGCACUCCUCCGAGAGCUUCAAAACCAGGAGACAGACAGCACGACUGAAGAUGAAGCUUCUGAAGACGAAUGCGAAAUACCGGAAGAAAAUGAUGAACUGGAUUACAGAGAUGAAGAUCAGUACUGGUCUACCAAAGAUGAAGGUGUUGCAGAGGCUGAAAAGAUUUGUCCUGUGUACCCACCUGUGGAGCAUUUUGUACAACCCAGCAUAUCCGUACUUGCUGUUCGGAAGCUGACCAGGUAUGGUUUUCAUGCAGACCAUUGCAUGCCAGCACUUGAAACAUUUGAUGGGGACAUAGGAUCAUCUCUGGAACAAUUGCUGGGGCAGUGCUUUGUGGAAAAGUUUGGUGAGGGCAUCAAGGCCUCUCGAACAGCAACUCGUGCCAGCGUGGCGGAGUGCGCGGAGCAAAGGCUGGAGGAAGCCCUCGUUCUUAGUUCUAUUUAUGCAGACAGGUUCUGCGAAAGGAUUCCAAAUCGCGUCUGGAGCGUGGAACUGGCACUCCAAUUCUUGACCAAGAAACUUUGCAAGUCAGCACGAUGUGAAACAGAAGACUUGCCAGAAAAAAACUUGAAAGGCAUUUGCCAGUAUUAUCUCCUGGGCAACUGCCGGUACGGGUCCAAGUGCAGAUUCAGACACGAGCGUCCUGGAGCUAGAGAACGGAAAGCAGAUGAUCACUUGCGCCAGGACAGCAAUGCGUUGCUAUAUACUUUGGAAAUCCGUUUCCCAAAUGAUAAUAAGUAUCCCUACCAAGCCCCAAUUGUAGCUUUUUCUUCCAUCAAUGACAAUCUGCCUCAAGCUUGCUGUUUGCAUAUAACUGAACACCUCUAUGGGGAGGCCUUGGCUGCAGCAGAGACAAAUGAACCAGUGGUCCACACUUUGAUCACGUGUUUGGAAGAUGAAGAGAAAAUGAGUGAAUUGCUUCUCAAAGACUCCCAUAAAUACAGCUUGCCUCCAAUCCUGAGUCUGGUCCCUUCUAAAAGAACUAAUAAUGCCGACACUCAGGAAACUUCCUACAGCAGUUUGUUGGAUCGGAGGUCAGAUCGGCCGUCAGAAGUGGUUACAGUGAAAGCUGAGACUGCAGUGGGCAAUGGUGAAUUACAGGUGGAGGAGGAGGAAGAGGAGCCCGAGGUAGUGGUUGUGGAAACUGAAAGCUACGCACAUCUGAAGAAAACUCAAUCCAGGAGAUAUGUACCCAGACUGGAAAAUAUGCAAGCGGAAAACCAAAAACUUCGUAAGCAGUUUCAAGCCAAACAGUCUUCUAGGCGUUACCAAUCCAUGUUGCAAGAGAGGAAGAAACUCCCAGCUUUUCAGAAACAAGCAGAAAUUUUGGAUUUGUUGAACAAACACCAGGUGUUGGUAGUGAGUGGAAUGACUGGAUGUGGAAAGACAACACAGAUUCCUCAGUUUCUCCUGGAUGAUUCUUUGAACAACCCUCCGGGAAUGCUUGCAAACAUUAUUUGCACUCAGCCUCGCAGAAUCUCUGCCAUCUCUGUCGCAGAACGUGUGGCUAAGGAACGAACUGAGAGACUUGGAGGAAUUGUGGGAUACCAGAUCAGACUUGAAUGUGUGAAGUCCUCCUCUACCAGGUUGCUUUACUGCACUGCAGGAGUAUUGCUCAGACGACUAUCAGGAGAUCCAAAUUUGCAUGGUGUGUCCCACAUUAUUGUUGACGAAGUUCAUGAACGAACCGAAGAAAGUGACUUCUUGCUGCUGGUGCUAAGGGAUCUGAUGCUCUCUCGGUCUGAUCUACGCAUUGUUUUAAUGAGUGCAACACUGAAUGCACAGUUGUUUUCGGACUACUUCAACUUGUGUCCUGUCAUUCAGAUCCAAGGAUAUACAUUUCCAGUGGAUCAAUAUUUCCUUGAAGAUGCAGUUACAAUGACUAAAUACGUUAUAGAAGAUGGAAGUCCCUAUGCACGCACCACAAAGCCUAAUGACCCUUGGAAAGCCAAAGGUAAAACCAAUCGAAAUACAGUGGAUCAGGUUGAGGAAGAGCUAAUGUCUCUGAAUGUGCACGAUCAAACAGUCGUCCGAGACAGCGUUCCUGACCAGCAACUCACGGUUAAACAGUUGGUGGCCCGAUAUAAAGGCAUCAGUAAGUCUGUAAUAAAGACAAUGGCUACUAUGGCUGAAAAGAUUAACUUGGACUUAAUAGAAGUUUUACUGGAAUGGAUAGUGGAUGGCGAUCACGACUAUCCUCCAGGUGCAGUUUUGAUUUUUAUGCCUGGUCUGGCAGAAAUCAAGAUGUUGUAUGAACAGCUACAGUCUAAUCCUUUAUUCAACAACCGGCGCAGUAAGAGAUGUACUAUUAAUCCGCUCCAUUCCUCGCUGUCCAAUGAGGAGCAACAAGCUGUUUUUAAUCGCCCCCCAGAAGGGGUUACCAAGAUCAUAAUCUCCACUAACAUUGCUGAAACAUCAGUUACAAUUGACGAUGUUGUCUAUGUUAUCGAUUCUGGCAAGAUGAAAGAGAAAAGGUACGACCCAUGCAAAGGAAUGGAGAGUCUGGAGGACUCCUGUGUUUCGCGAGCGAAUGCUCAGCAGAGGAAGGGUCGAGCUGGCCGUGUAGCGUCAGGGGUCUGCUUUCACCUGUUCACCAGUCACUGCUACCAGCACCAUCUCCAGGAUCAGCAGUUGCCAGAGAUCAAGAGGGUGCCGCUGGAACAGCUCUGUCUGAAGAUCAAAAUUUUGGACAUGUUUGAAGGCUGUGAUUUAGAAUCUGUUCUGUCACAGUUGAUUGAGCCACCAGCGGAAGAAGGUUUAAAAGCGGCCAAAAGCCGGUUGCAGGACCUGGGAGCUCUUACAACAGAUGAGAAGCUCACUCCCUUGGGUUAUCAUUUAGCCUUAUUGCCUGUGGAUGUCCGGAUUGGAAAACUAAUGCUUUUUGGUGCUAUCUUCCGUUGCCUUGAUCCAGUUCUAACCAUUGCAGCUAGUUUGGCCUUUAAAUCUCCUUUUGUUUCUCCCUGGGAUAAAAGAGAAGAAGCCAACAAUAAAAAGCUAGAGUUUGCUGUGGCACACAGCGACCAUCUUGCCCUUUGUAAGGCUUAUAAGUGCUGGACAGCUGCACUAAAAGAGAAUUGUCAUUCAGGGUACAGCUACUGUAAGGAAAACUUCCUAUCUGGAAGAGUCCUACAAGAGAUUGCCAGCAUGAAGAGACAGUUUGCAGAGCUAUUGUCUGACAUUGGAUUUGUAAAAGAAGGACUGAAAGCCAGAUAUAUUGAUAAGAUGUCCUCACAGGGAGGAGAUGGAAUCGUGGAAGCCACUGGACAAGAGGCCAAUUCCAAUGCAGAAAAUAUGAAACUGGUCUCAGCGAUUCUGUGUGCUGCGCUCUACCCUAAUGUAGUCCAAGUGACUGUUCCACAGGGCAAGUAUCAGCACACCAGUAGUGGGGCAAUAAAAAUGCCACCAAAAGCAGAAGAAUUGCGCUUUGUCACAAAGAAUGAUGGAAAUGUCCAUAUCCACCCCUCUUCUGUGAACUAUCAGGUGCGACACUUCGAAAGCCCAUACUUGGUGUACCACGAAAAGGUGAAAACCAGCAGAGUGUUUCUGCGAGACUGCAGCAUGGUAUCCGUGUACCCGUUAGUCUUAUUUGGAGGUGGCCAGGUCAAUGUACAACUGGAGCGGGGGCAGUUCAUAAUUUCUCUGGAUGAAGGGUGGAUUCGGUUUGCUGCUGCUUCCCACCAGGUCGCUGAGCUGGUGAAAGAGCUGCGCUGGGAACUGGACCAGCUUUUGGAGGAUAAAAUCAAGAACCCCACUAUGGACCUGUGCAGUUGUCCACGAGGAUCACUCAUUAUCAACAUGAUUGUGAAACUUAUAACAACUCAGUGAGAACCAGUCUGGAGAGGACUGUCGGGGUACAGUAGAACAAUUCUAGGCUUCAGCACUUGCCUACACAACUUGUAGGCCCUUUGCUUUCCAACAUUCACAUCUGAGGAUCCUUCUGAGCACUUUGGGUGGAACAGUAGCUCGAAAUGACUGAUCGACUGUCCCAAACCAGAUAAAAUGUGUAUGAACAUCUGAAGCAUGAAGCAGUAAAGUAAUACUGAGACUGUUAGUAAAGACGUGACCAACAUUUUACUAAAAUUAAAAUGGAAAUUGAACAUUUA
Callorhinchus milii (elephant shark) is the source of this 4775-nucleotide messenger RNA. It is a transcript of the gene dhx57, whose product is annotated as DEAH (Asp-Glu-Ala-Asp/His) box polypeptide 57. NCBI's taxonomy places the organism in Eukaryota, Metazoa, Chordata, Chondrichthyes, Chimaeriformes, Callorhinchidae. Gene Ontology annotation, cellular component: intracellular anatomical structure. Gene Ontology annotation, molecular function: RNA binding; metal ion binding; ATP binding. The record is from RefSeq and is a predicted model, not a curated record.